Molecule: messenger RNA, 1555 nt
Organism: Cydia pomonella (codling moth)
Lineage: Eukaryota; Metazoa; Arthropoda; Insecta; Lepidoptera; Tortricidae
Product: cuticle protein-like
Exons: 6
Coding region: 1-1329 (442 amino acids)
Cellular component (GO): extracellular matrix
Source: RefSeq, a predicted model, not a curated record
AUGUUCUCCAAACACUUAAAACCAUAUUUUAAAACUAUUUUGAUAUUGCAGAUCGUAGCCCUUUGCGCCUUCGCGGCUGUAGCCCAGGCCGGUCUCCUGGUUGAGCCGCAUUACUCCUCGGCUGCCGCCGUCUCUUCGCAGAGCAUCGUGCGCCACGACCAGCCCCAGGCCGUGGCCCACAAGCUGGUGGCUGCCCCCGUCGCCUACCAUGCUGCCCCCGCCCCCGUCACCUACCACGCUGCCCCUGCUGCCGUCACCUACCACGCCGCUCCCGCUCCUGUUGCGUACCACGCCGCUCCUGCUGCUGUCCACUACAGCGCUCCCAUCGCUAAGGUCGUCGCUCACGAAGAAAUUGCCCACCCCCAAUACGAGUACUCUUACUCCGUUGCUGAUGGACAUUCCGGCGACAACAAGUCCCAGCACGAGACUCGUGACGGAGAUGUCGUGAAGGGCUCUUACUCCCUCAAGGAGGCUGACGGCUCCAUCCGCACCGUGGAGUACACUGCUGACGCUCACAACGGCUUCAACGCGGUGGUACAUAACACCGCCCCCACGCACGCGCCCGUCGUGGUCAAGGCCGCUCCCGUCGUCUACUCCGCUCCUACUUACUACCAUCACUUCGAUUCGCUUAAAUUUGACCUUCCUUGGUGCAAAUUGCAAGUAUAUAAACUAGAUCACGGGGUGUUAUAUUCAUCAUUCACAUUUGUGAAACAUACAAACAUGUUCUCCAAAAUCGUAGCCCUUUGCGCCUUCGCGGCUGUAGCCCAGGCCGGUCUCCUAGUUGAGCCACACUAUUCCUCGGCCGCUGCCGUAUCAUCUCAGAACAUCGUGCGCCAUGACCAGCCCCAGGCUAUAGCCCACAAGCUAGUGGCUGCUCCUAUCGCCUACCACGCCGCUCCCGCUCACGUGGCCUACCACGCUACCCCCGCCCCCGUCACCUACCAUGCCACCCCCGCUGCCGUCACCUACCACGCCGCUCCCGCUCCUGUUGCGUACCACGCCGCUCCCACUGCUGUUCACUACAGUGCUCCCAUCGCUAAGGUGGUCGCUCACGAAGAAAUUGCCCACCCCCAAUACGAGUACUCUUACUCCGUUGCUGAUGGACACUCCGGAGACAACAAGUCCCAGCACGAGACCCGUGACGGAGAUGUCGUGAAGGGCUCUUACUCCCUCAAGGAGGCUGACGGCUCCAUCCGCACUGUGGAGUACACCGCUGACGCUCACAACGGCUUCAACGCGGUGGUACAUAACACCGCCCCCACGCAUGCGCCCGUCGUGGUCAAGGCCGCUCCCGUCGUAUACUCCGCUCCCACUUACUACCAUCAUUAAACAAUUCGACCAAAGAAACGAUUUAAUGAUGACUAGUUAAUUUAUUGCAAAUACAUGUUUAAGAUCUUAUUCUGUACUUAUUACUUUGACCUAGUUUUGGAUGGUUGUUUUUCAUGUAAAUAUACCUAUUACGCUUAUAAUUUAUUACCUGUUAACAGCCUGAGAGUGAGUGUGCUGAGCUCUGCCUGAGAGUGAGUGUGCUGUGCUGUAUGUGUGCCUUUGCAUA